This is a messenger RNA of Plasmodium gonderi, 3303 nucleotides long. RefSeq names its product perforin-like protein 2. Bases 1 to 3303 code for a protein of 1100 amino acids. The record is from RefSeq and is a predicted model, not a curated record. Lineage: Eukaryota; Apicomplexa; Aconoidasida; Haemosporida; Plasmodiidae. Gene Ontology annotation, cellular component: membrane. The transcript has a single exon. Gene Ontology annotation, molecular function: wide pore channel activity.
AUGAGAACAACUGUGGAAUCUAUUUUUGUUCAUUUACUCGUAGUGUACUUUUCAAUAUACUGUAUGAAAUGUGAAGCAAAUGGGAAUUUACACUUUUACGAAAAUGGCAACGAAUAUAAUUUAGAAAAUUUUAACUUUUCGAAUCUUUUAAAUGAAGAAAAGUCAUACAUUAUAGAUAUAAACUCGAUAAGAAAAAAUAAAAGACUGAAAAAUAACAACGGUAUGCUCUUAAGUAGCCCGUUAUAUGGAUGCUUUAACAAGUAUGCACGAAGGCAAUACCGUCAAAAUGAUGAAUAUGAGGAUAUGGGUGUAAAAUCAAAUGAAAAGAGCGAAUCCAUAAAAUGUAGUGGACACGCGUGUUCCAGCUUUAUGCUUAUUAAAGAGCACAAAGAAACAGGGAGAUUUAAGGAAAAAGAUGGUAAUAAAACAAAUCGCGAGUCAUGUAACUUACAAAAGGAAAAAGAAACUAGUAAAAAAUUGCAUGACUGGAAAGAAAAAGUGGAUCAGGCUAUCCCUAUAAAUAAGCAUAAUUAUAAUUCCAUCAUGUUAGACCUUAUGGGAAAACAUAAUAAGAAUCAAUUGUCAAACAAUCUGUACAUAAAUAAUCUCAAAGAAAAAAAAAAAUAUAUUAACACGGAAUCAAUUGAUGUUAAUACCUUUAGUCAUUUUAUGACAAACACAGUUACUCCCUCAAAACAUCAGCAAAACAUAAAAGAAGAAAAAAAUAAAAUCAGAAUUCAGAAGGGCAACAAAAAAUUUAUACAAAACGAAAAUGAACGAUUUAAAAAUGGGGGAGAAAACAUAGAACCAUUUCUUUCGUAUAGCGACAGCAUGGGUUACUCUGGAGAAAAUUUUUUCGAAAAAGAAAAAUUCAUUGAGGUAAAAUUCCCAAUAAAUAUUAAUACAAACGAAACAGAAAAGGAUGAUAAUGUGGACUAUGAGAAGGAUAUCAUAAAGGGUCUGACAGACCAAGAAUCUCUUCAAAACAGCUCAGAUAUGAACUAUUCAAAAUAUAUGAACAUAACAGAAAACAACAAUUCAUUGCAAGAAAAUCAAGAUAUCGCUAAUUCCAAAUUCGGAGAAGAUGACAUAAUUGGCAUUUUAAAAAAUCCAAAUAACAUUGGAAUUGAUGAUGUAUUUAUUAAUAAUACAAAAAAUAAAAUUUUAAAAACGCUAAAUACAGAAAGAAAGGGAGAAUAUUCUAAAGAGUUUGACCUAAAGGAUGCUCUUAUUAGCGAUAUUGUUAGUUUACAUAAUACAAAACAGUCUGUUGAUGAAAAAGAAUUCAAGGAAAUUGAUGAUAACAUGUUAAAGAAUGGUAUAAAUAAUGAAAAGCCCAUAACAGAUGAUAAGGCUCAGAACACGGAUAUAGACUUGUCCUUAAAAUAUCUAGGUCUUGGUUAUGACAUAAUUAUGGGGAACCCAGAGGGGGAUCCAACAAUAAACGUGGACCCAGGGUUUAGGGGUCCCGUUCUGCAAAUAAAUAUAGAAGAACCGAAUGUGUAUAAUAAUAGUAAUAUCAGAACUAAUAGCACGAAUGGAAUCGGUGUCCCUCAUAGUAGCAGCAGUCUUGGGAAAAGGAACCUACACAAGGAUGAAAUAUCAACAGAAGAUUUCCAACCGAAACUAACCCCCUGGGUAAUACCAGAACAUUCGUGUAGUCAAUCCAAAAACGUGGAAGAAAUACGAAAUUUAGAACAGUAUAAAUUAGAAUUACUAACCGAUGUUAAAGUAAGCACACCGUUCAUUUUUCCAUAUUCCUUUUCCGCGUCAGCAGAAUAUAAGAAUGCACUAAAAAAGUUAAAAGUACAAAAUAAUGUUAUAUUUAUGAUGAAAAUUUAUUGUCUACGUUAUUAUACUGGAAUACCAACUACAACAACAUGGAGAUUUACAGAAAAUUUUAAAAAUGCAUUAAAAAAAUUACCUCCUUCAUUUGAUGGGUUGAAGGAUGAUAGUGAAUGUUCAUAUGAAUAUUAUGUCAACAAAUUAAAUACACCAAAAUGUGAAGAAACUGUAAAUAAGUGGAUGUUGUUUUUUAAACUACAUGGUACUCAUGUAGCGCAUGAAAUUUAUUUAGGGGGAAAAAUAGUUAUAAAAAUGAAUAUGGAUAAAGAGGAAUACAAUAAAUUGAAAGAUAAUAACAUAAGUAUAAAAACUUUUUUUAAUUUAUAUUUUCACAAAAUGGGAUUAUCAGCUGCUUAUAAUAAACAAGCACAAAAAAUAUUAAGCAAAUUUAGAACAUCAAAAGAUGUAUCAAUUCUUGGAGGAAAUCCAGGGUUAAAUAUAGAAAAUACAACUUUUUUUGAAAAAUGGGUUCAAUCUAUUAAUAAGAAUUCUAUGCCUAUAAGAACCAAAUUGUUACCAUUUAGUUAUUUUAUGGAUGAUCCUAAUAUGAUACUAGCUUAUAAAGACGCAUUAACAUUUUAUGGUUUAACUUAUGGGGUUCAAAUAUUUGGUCAUGAGAAAUAUAGUCAUGUUGUACUAUCCAUAGGUGAAUAUCUUGAAAAGUGCACACAAGAAUUGUAUGCUGGACCUCCCCCAGGUUUACUAACAUGUCCUUUAGGAACUACACUUCUCAUGGGAUUUUCUAUAAAUUUAGAUUUUUAUAAAAGUAAAGACUUAAGUAAUAUUAAUGGUAUGUCUAGCUGUGAACAGAUGAAAGAAUCCUGUAGUGGCAAUGGGUUUGGAAAAAAAUAUUCAGACAUAAGAAUAUGGGGAUUGUGUUCACAAAAACAAUUAGAUUUCAUAACACAAGUGGUACAACAAGGCAAUUCUGCAAAAAUAACAGCAACAUGUCCUGGAGAUUUAGUUAUUUUAUUUGGAUUUGCCUUAAUGAAAGGAAAUGGUUCAUCAUCUGCAAAUAAAGUGGAUAUAUAUCCUUGUCGUACAGGUCAAACGAGCUGCUCAGCAGUUUUACAAAAUAGUAAAAUGAAACAAAGUAUGAUUUAUAUUGCUUGCGUAGAUAAAUCAACAAAUGGAUUAGAAAAUAUACAAACUUAUAGUAAAGUAAAAAAUAUGGGUAGUGUAAAUUCAGGAAAGGACAAAGAUGAUGAAUAUCUUAAUUUUACUUGUCCAAAAAAUAGUUCUUUGGUAUUUGGUUUUUCACUUGAAUUUCAUACGAAUUUUGCAAAAACGAGAAAUAAUUUUACAGAUUGCUCAAAACAUUCUAACAGUUGCCAAAUAAAAGGCACACGCAUUAACACAAAUUUGUCUUUUUUUAGACCGGACAAGUACUCAUUGGCGAUAAUAGCUGUGUGUCGUGCUCAUACAGAUGUACACCGGGGAACAACAAAUAUGAGUUAG